UGAUCAGAGCUGAAACGGCCGUUUCAGUUUUUUCAGUUUCCCUCAGUUUCUAGGGAAACGGCCGUUUCAGCUCUGAUCGAAUCAUCACAGGAAGCUUCUGCCCGUGGUUACAGGAUGUUUACAGUUUCCCUGACAACGGGGAGUGAAGUUUUGCUAAAGUCAGCCAGCUGCCUUCUCAUUCAUAUUAAAUCUGACACAGAAGCUGUCACCAAAGAAUAUUCUAUUAAUAUUGUAUUGUUUGCCCCAUGAAGCAUAUUUAAAUAUGCUGAACUAUGUAUAUAAAUACAUUAAAAAUACAAUUGUUUAUAAAUGUAGCUGUUUGUAUAAGGUUUGCAGUGACAAAACAAGAUGUUAUGAAAGAUUAAAUGCUUAAACACGUGAUUGUGCCUGCCAAACGUAUCACGCUGAGUGGAGCGGUCGUACGCUCUAAGAUAAUACUGAACACAUUUAACCACAAGUGGUUAAAAGUGAAGUAUAAAAGUGGUUAGAUGUGAAGUAUAAAACUUCACAUUUAUAAUUUUCCAUAUAAAUUAUCCUUUUUCCCCGUUUCGUGUCCAUUUGGAUUCUUGUAGUUUCAAUCUGUGUGUGAGAUUUUCCAUUAUKAAUAUGUCUUCCAGUACUGCAGUCAGUUACAAAUACUUUUAUUUUUUAGUUAAAUCAAAACUACCAGAGCUGCAGCAUCCUGCUGUGAAGUUUGAAGACGUUGGGGGCAACGAGGAGACAUUAAUGGAGAUGUGUGAGCUGAUGAUACACUUGCGUCACCGGGAGGCGUACCAAAACCUGGGCAUGCUUCCGUCGAGGGGCUUCCUCCUCCACGGUCCYCCUGGCUGCGGAAAGACCCUCCUGGCUCAGGCUGUGGCUGGA
This is a messenger RNA of Austrofundulus limnaeus, 864 nucleotides long. RefSeq names its product nuclear valosin-containing protein-like. The record is from RefSeq and is a predicted model, not a curated record. Gene Ontology annotation, molecular function: ATP binding; ATP hydrolysis activity. Lineage: Eukaryota; Metazoa; Chordata; Actinopteri; Cyprinodontiformes; Rivulidae.